Messenger RNA from Misgurnus anguillicaudatus (oriental weatherfish), 2209 nucleotides. It is a transcript of the gene prkaa2, whose product is annotated as protein kinase, AMP-activated, alpha 2 catalytic subunit. Gene Ontology annotation, molecular function: AMP-activated protein kinase activity; ATP binding. Gene Ontology annotation, biological process: protein phosphorylation; intracellular signal transduction. The record is from RefSeq and is a predicted model, not a curated record. NCBI's taxonomy places the organism in Eukaryota, Metazoa, Chordata, Actinopteri, Cypriniformes, Cobitidae. Gene Ontology annotation, cellular component: cytoplasm.
GUUAACGCCUGACUGAACCAGGAGCUGCAGGUUUGUGUGUACCCUUUACUUUAUUCCCGAAGCUGAAUUCAGAUCAGCAGUAACUUGGAGCUUUAUCUAAAUGUGCUCAAUCCCGCCUCCUGCAAGGCAGCCCAAGGAUCUCGGAUAGUAAAAUGGCUGAAAAGCAGAAACACGAAGGCAGGGUAAAAAUAGGACACUACAUCCUCGGAGACACACUUGGAGUCGGAACAUUUGGAAAAGUGAAGAUUGGGGAGCACCAGUUAACAGGACAUAAAGUUGCUGUGAAGAUCCUAAACAGACAGAAGAUCCGCAGUCUUGAUGUUGUGGGGAAAAUCAAGCGAGAGAUUCAGAACCUGAAACUCUUCAGACAUCCACACAUUAUCAAGCUGUAUCAGGUUAUCAGUACACCUACAGAUUUCUUUAUGGUGAUGGAGUAUGUGUCCGGCGGGGAACUCUUUGACUAUAUUUGUAAGAAUGGAAGGGUGGAGGACACGGAGGCCAGACGUCUUUUCCAGCAGAUCAUCUCAGCGGUAGAUUACUGUCACAGACACAUGGUGGUGCACAGAGACCUCAAGCCUGAAAAUGUUCUGCUGGACGGCAACAUGAAUGCCAAGAUCGCUGACUUUGGUCUGUCAAACAUGAUGUCAGAUGGAGAAUUCCUGAGAACGAGCUGUGGAUCACCAAACUAUGCUGCACCAGAGGUCAUCUCAGGAAGAUUGUAUGCUGGUCCAGAGGUGGACAUCUGGAGCAGUGGUGUAAUUCUCUAUGCACUGCUGUGUGGGACUCUGCCGUUCGACGACGACCACGUGCCCACCCUCUUCAAAAAGAUCCGUGGAGGGGUCUUCUACAUCCCAGAAUACCUCAACCGUUCAGUGGCCAAUCUGCUGAUGCUCAUGUUACAGGUGGACCCGCUGAAAAGAGCCACCAUCAAAGACAUCAGAGAGGACGAAUGGUUUAAACAGGACCUGCCCGGCUACCUCUUCCCCGAGGACCCCUCGUACGAUGCCACGGUCAUAGAUGAAGAAGCCGUGCGAGAGGUUUGUGAGAAGUUCGAAUGCACCGAAGCUGAAGUUCUCAGCAGCCUCUACAGCGGCGACCCUCAAGACCAACUGGCCGUGGCGUACCACCUCAUCAUCGACAACCGGCGGAUCAUGAACCAGGCCAGCGAGUUCUACCUGGCCUCGAGUCCCCCGACCGGAUCCUUCAUGGAGGAGGGCAUGCCCCUGCCACCAGGGGUCAAACCUCACCCUGAGAGGAUGCCACCGCUACUAGCUGACAGCCCCAAGGCACGGUGUCCCCUGGAUGCCCUCAACACUACCCGACCCAAACCGCUUGCGGUGAAGAAGGCGAAAUGGCACCUGGGGAUACGGAGCCAGAGCAAACCCUAUGACAUCAUGGCUGAGGUUUACCGUGCAAUGAAACAGCUGGAGUACGAGUGGAAGGUUGUGAACCCCUAUCACCUGAGGGUGCGGAGGAAGAACCCUGUAACAGGAAAUUUUGUGAAGAUGAGUCUGCAGCUGUACCAGGUGGACAAUCGUAGUUACCUGCUUGACUUUAAGAGCAUUGAUGAUGACGUAAUCGAGCACAAGUCAGGCUCAUCCACUCCCCAGCGCUCCGGUUCUGCCGCCGGUCUCCAUCGUCCACGUCUCAGCAUCGACUUUGCAUCAGCGGCGGUUGAAAUGCCUCAGCUCAGCAGCUCAUUGCCUGGGUCGCUGACCGGUAGCUCACCCAUGCUGGCACCGCGGCAGGGAAGCCACACCAUGGACUUCUUUGAAAUGUGCGCCAGCCUCAUCACAACCUUGGCUCGCUAAGAUCACAGCAAGCUCACAACUAUACGUAACGUACACAUCAAAAAACGCUGUCCCCUGCUUGUCUUCACCUCUUGGAAAACAGAAGGUGAAGGGUUAAGGGAUUGUAAUUUCUAGAAUGGAAGGUACAAUCUCACAUUUGACCAAUAAUAGCACACAAAAACAUGUGUAUCCAAAUAGUGUUUGGACACUUAAGACCACAUUGAGUGUCAUUGCAUUAGAUAACAAAGUGGCAUCUGGAAACAAAUGAUGCUAGAGUUUUGCUUAAAGGUAUAAUGUGUUUUAGCGACAUCUAGUGGUGACAUUGCAAAUUGCAACCAACCUAAUAUCGAAACGCAAUGAGAAGCUACGGUAGCUGACAGAGGACAAACACGUAUAACAGUUUGUCCGUUUAGUUUACU